AUGCGGCCGCCCAGCAUGUCCGGGCACUUUCUGCUCGCGCCCAUCCCCGAGUCCUCCGACUACCUCCUGCCCAGGGACAUCAAACUGGCCGUGCUGGGCGCCGGCCGCGUGGGCAAGAGCGCAAUGAUUGUGCGCUUCCUAACCAAGAGAUUCAUCGGCGAUUAUGAACCGAAUACAGGCAAGUUGUACUCACGGCUAGUGUGUGUCGAGGGCGACCAGCUGUCCCUGCAGAUCCAGGACACCCCCGGGGGAAUCCAGGUCCAAGACAACCUCAUGCAGGUGGUUGACUCCCUGUCCAAAUGCGUGCAGUGGGCCGAGGGCUUUCUGCUGGUUUAUUCCAUCACAGACUACGACAGCUACCAGUCGAUCCGCCCCCUUUACCAGCACAUCCGGAAGGUCCACCCUGACUCAAAGGCCCCUAUCAUCAUCGUCGGCAACAAGGGGGACCUUCUGCAUGCCCGGCAGGUGCAGACUGAUGAUGGUGUUCAGCUAGCCAACGAGCUGGGCAGCCUGUUCCUUGAAAUUUCCACCAGUGAAAACUAUGAAGAUGUCUGUGAUGUGUUUCAGCAUCUCUGCAAAGAAGUGAGCAAGCUGCACGGCCUCAGCGGAGAGAGGAGACGGGCCUCCAUCAUUCCUCGGCCACGCUCUCCCAACAUGCAAGACCUGAAGAGGCGCUUUAAGCAGGCUCUGUCUCCCAGAGUCAAAGCCCCCUCCGCACUGGGGUGA
Molecule: messenger RNA, 726 nt
Organism: Pipistrellus nathusii (Nathusius's pipistrelle)
Lineage: Eukaryota; Metazoa; Chordata; Mammalia; Chiroptera; Vespertilionidae
Source: the annotation of a GenBank genome assembly